AUGGUGCACAAGAGAGCAGUUAGGCAUGCUGCUUUUUCUCGUGUGAAUUACGGACCUAUGUUACAACGAGAUCAGGAGUGGAUUGCCAACCUAAACAACAUCUACAACUGCAACGACAUAGAGGCCAUCGAUAUGCUUCGGAUGAGAAGAGCCCCUUUCUAUGCAGUUGUGAAAACGUUCAGGCAAAGAGGACUGCUGCUGACUGAUAGCAUCCACACCUCUAUCGAAGAACAAGUCGCAAUGUUUCUUCAUGUCGUCGGUCAUAACCAAAGGUCCAGAGUCAUCCAUAACACAUUCAGGCGAUCCACGGAGACUAUCUCUAGGUACUUCCAGCAGGUGUUGUACGCAAUUGGGGAGCUCAGAGGUGAAAUGAUCAAGCCAGCAUCAAUGAACACACCAACCAAGAUCAAGAACAGCUACAGGUGGUUCCCCUAUUUCAGGGAUUGCAUUGGGGUUAUUGAUGGUACUCAUGUCACUGCAAAGGUACCGAGAUCAAUGUUUGCAGUAUUCCGCGGGAGGAAGCACUACACCAGCCAGAACGUUCUAGCAGCUGUGGAUUUCGAUAUGAGGUUCACCUACGUGCUUGCUGGGUGGGAGGGUUCAGCUCACGAUGCCACCAUCCUGGCCGACAGCCUGUCAAGGCCUGAUGGGUUGCAAAUCCCUGUCGGUAAGUUCUACCUUGGAGAUGCUGGAUAUGCAUGCCGACCUGGAAUUCUACCUCCCUUCAGGAAAACAAGGUACCACCUGAACGAGUUCUCUGCGAAGCACCGACCUCUGAAUGCGAGAGAGUUGUUCAAUCUCAGACACUCAAGCCUUAGAGUCACCAUUGAGAGGGCUUUUGCUGCGUGGAAGAACAGGUUCAAGGUCCUUGACCAGAAACCAUUCCACACGUUUGACACUCAGGUAAAGCUGGUCCUUGCUUGCUGCAUUCUUCACAACUGGAUCCUAGGUUGGGGCGAGGAUGAGUCCUUCGAAGAGGUUGUCAGUUUUGAUGAAGUGGAGACCGGCCAUGGCGUGGAAGCAGGCGAAAAUGAUGCAUGGAAGGUGAAGAGGCAAGAGUGGGCAGACGCAAUGUGGGAAGCCAGCGGCAACACCAUCAUCUGA
Lolium perenne is the source of this 1104-nucleotide messenger RNA. Its product is annotated as protein ALP1-like. NCBI's taxonomy places the organism in Eukaryota, Viridiplantae, Streptophyta, Magnoliopsida, Poales, Poaceae. The record is from RefSeq and is a predicted model, not a curated record.